GUUGCCUUUUCCUGUAGUACGAUUACAGUACUUUCCAUUGUUAUUAAACAUCGUUCAGCCUCUGUAAUGACAUAGUAGAAAUUUAUAUGAUUAUUGUGGAAGUGGAUAGAAUCAUCUUCAUGCCAAACAUUGCUAAAAAAAGAUAAAAAUUGUUAAUACUUUGGAGUCGCUUAGAAGAACGACGUAGCGGAUUCACUAUGGCGCUGCGACCUUUCUGACAGGAGCUGUGCUGGAAAACCCUAAUUUCGAGGUCUUAAUGGUGUUUUAUCGUUACAAGGAAUAUUCUGACAUAUGAAGGGAUGUAUUCGCUUCAAGAAGCGUUAGUGCCUUAUAUGAAAAGCUCAAAAGAUUGCUAUGCAGCUAAGUGAGUCGCAAGACAUGAAUGCCUUGGAGAGCAGAUACCUGUCAGAUUUGCUAAAUAGGAGAUAGUAAGAGGAACUGAUUGCUUGUUGUACCACUGCUCUUUUUGUAUUUUUUUGAGUGUUGUAGUAUUUAUUUGGAGAGACGAGCAAUGGAGGUUGCUUGCCAUGAAGAUGUUGUCAGUCAAAAACAAGGAGCAGGUGAAGAUUGUGAAAAUGAAAGGAAGGUUGAUGUAAAUAGAAUAGGCAGCUUUGAAGUGGGAAAUGCCCCUCGCAGGAUGAGGACAGGAUUUCUCCAAGAAGACAUCAUCCUCAAGGAGGAGCUGGUUGAUGAUCCUGAUGGUCUUGUUGAGGAUGGUCCAAAUGCCUCUGGAGGACACAGUGAUAUGUAUGCUGCAGAAUUUGUUGUUGUCCAAGAAAAGUCUGAGGUUGUAAAGAAUGAAGCACCCCAGAUGUGUGAUGGAAUGGAUGUUGAUAUUAAAGUAGAAAAAGAAAGGAAAGUGAAGACAUACCAAUGUGAAAAUUGUGCAUGGGUAUGCAACUCUCUGUCAAAUUUAAAGAAACAUAAGAUGGUGCACACUGGGGAGAGACCACAUACUUGUACUGAGUGCAAUAAGACCUUCAGACAGAUUCAUCACUUGAAGGAUCACAUACGGACACACACAGGUGAACGACCUUUUAAGUGUAAUGAGUGUGGAUCAACUUUUGCACAAAGAUCUUCAUUAAAUGUGCACAAGAAAAAGCAUACAGGCAUCAAACCCUUUGUCUGCAAGAUUUGUGACCAUGCAACUUAUGAAAAAGAGCACUUGGUGAUCCACAUGAGAACUCAUACUGGGGAAAAACCAUAUCAGUGUGAGGAAUGUGGUCAGACAUUCUCUACAAUGACAAGGUUAAAGUUUCAUAUCAUGAUACAUACAGGUGAGAGAAGAUAUACAUGUGAAGAAUGUGGUGCCCGCUUUCGAGAGAAGGCAACCCUUCAGAAACAUCGUGGGGUUCACUUAGUUAGAGGGCCAUUUCCUUGUAAAACAUGUGGCAAAGAAUUUCCAAGAUUAGCAAGUUUAUCUCUUCAUCGUAGAAUACAUGAACAGCCAGUAUAUCCACUGGCUGAAAAUAGAGGUAAUAGUCUUCCAUCCACAGAUCAAGUAGCAACAAAUGUGGACCCAGCUGCAGCUUAUACACAUGUACUCAAAGACACAGAACAAUAUGCUAAGAAGGAAGAAAUAGUGAACAGACCAUGUACCUUUGAAAAUAUUCCACAUGUGACAGAGUCAAUUGAGUUAUCUACUUCACAAAGUAAGCAGGUAUAUUUUAAUGAAGUACAAGAGAAUCAACUUGUAAGUAGUGAAACUAGUCAUAAUGUUUGCCCAGAACAACAGGAAAAUGUAAUUCUAGAGUCUUCACCACUCAAUUCCUCAUUUAGUAAUAGUGAAACAAUAGUGCGGACUGAAAAUGAAUCUCAGGGUGUGAUAAGCAUUGCAGACCCUGAUCAAGUACAAAAGGCUCUGGAAAGUGGGACUGUAUGGGAAACACACCAAGAAAAUGGGGAGGAGCUUCUGAUUGUGAUACCACCAUCCUUGACAGGAAGAGAAAUAACAUUAGUCUCUGAUGUGAAUCGCAUGCAUAACAGAGAACCAACAUUCACACAGACAGCACCUCCAGGUUUCCACCUAUCACAGCACCAGGCUGAAGUUGUACAGGAUUACCCACCAGUUAUUCAUGAAGAAAUCCAUGAGAAAGUGCAGCAGAGUCAUCCACAUAUUGUACAAGAGGAGCACAACUCUGAAGUACAGACUUAUCCUAUAGUGCUUGAAGAAGAAGUGCAUGAAACCAAUUCAGGUCUCUUGGUGUGGGAUGAUGGCCUAGAUCCGGUUACUGAAGUAACAUAUGUAAUAGAGGAAGGGGCUCAGGAUCCAAUCAUGAUACAUCAAGAUCAAGCCCACUUUGUACAUGAAAGUAAAGUGGUUACAGAAGUUACAAGGAAGAGAAAGAAAACAAAGGAGUUCUGGCUUAUGGAUGGAGAAGAAAAGCAAGAAAAAGUGAAGGAACAGGAUUCUGAAUCAGUGAGAUCUGUUUUAGUUAAGACAAAGAUUAAAAAGAAAAAACAAAUUGAUAAGAAAGUAAGAGUGCGCAAAGAUUAUGACUGUCAGCAGUGUGGGAAGUCCUGCAAAACCUCCUCCAACUAUAAUACUCAUAUGAGAAAACACACUGGGGAAAGGCCAUAUUUUUGUGGUAUAUGUGGUCUAGGCUUCAAACAGAUACCUCACCUCAGGGGCCAUAUCAGAACUCAUACUGGUGAAAAACCAUAUACUUGUACCAACUGCAAUGCAAGUUUUGCUCAGACUUCAAGGUUGAAUAUCCAUAAAAAGAAAUGCAAUAAGGAAACACCAGUUGCUGCAAAGAAACCAAAACUAGAACCUGCAUGUAAGGUGAGAAAUUUCUAUUGUAAAAUCUGUGAUAAGACUUUUAUUGAUGAAUGCUUUAAGAGAGACCAUAUGAAAACACAUAUGGAAUCUAGCCAGUACACCUGUGAAAUAUGUGGUAUGACUUAUAAAAGCAAAAGUAGCUUGCAGAAACACAAGCUGGUACAUUUUAAGGACAAAUGGAGCUGUCAGUUAUGUGGAGAAAGUUUCAGUAGUAAGGCAACCUUGCAUUUCCAUAAGAUAGCAGUACACAAAACUGAUGAAGCUAGUAAUGAUGCUUCGGGAAUGGUUAUAAAUGUGAAGAUCGGAGAAGAAAAAGACUUUGUUGUUAUCAAUCCUUCCAUUAAAAAUGUAUCCAGUGAUUGUGGGAUUGAUGGCCAGAUUAAAACAGAAAAGAUAGAAAUUACAGAAGCAGACAAUUAUUGUGUCAAGAGAGAGAUAAUACAGAUUACAGAUGCAGAGGAUGGUACUGUGAAAAGUGAGGUAAUGUCUGCAGGUGAUGAGGAGAGUUGUACACAGAUAUCAGAUGCUGACAGAAGUACCAAUGAGGACCAGGGGACUGAUUUUGCUAAACCAUUAGGUAAUGCAGAUAUAAAAGCUGAAAUUCAAGACUUACUUACUGUGGAUGCACAUCACUCAGGAGAUGCAGGGAAGAAGGAAGGUGGUGCAGGAAAGUUAAAAGCCAUUUAUGAUGAACGAGGAAGGAAGGUAUUUGUUUGCAAAGUGUGUGACAAAGCCUUUUUACAGUCAUCAAAUCUCCUUAGUCACAUGAGAAUGCAUACAGGUGAAAGGCCCUAUAAGUGUAAUUUAUGUCCAUUAGCAUUUAGACAAAUAACUCAUCUCAAAGAUCACAUGAACACACACACUGGUGUAAGAGCUUUUAAGUGUGGAGUUUGUCAAAUGACUUUUUCUCAGAGGUCAGCUGCCAGGCGCCAUAUAAAGACAGUUCAUGAUCGCAAUGCAGAUGUUGUCAAGAUUGGAAAUGUUUAUUCACUGCGAAAUGCCCCAACUGAUCCUGAUAAUCAAGCUCAGGAAACAAAUGAUCUGGAUCAAAUUAGUAAGAUGAAAAAGGGGAAAACAUCUGGAAAGGUCUAUGAAACAUGUGAGAAAUGUGACAGGAGGUAUUCAACCUCAUAUAUGAAAAUCCACCUAAGGUGUCACUCAGGUGAAAGGCCUUUUAGUUGUGAUGUUUGUAAACAGUCAUUCAAACAGAAGUCACACCUUUUGUCUCAUAUGCUGCGCCAUACAGGAGAAAAACCCUAUGUAUGCAAUAUAUGCCAUGCCUCUUACACUCAGUCAUUUAGGCUGAAAGAACAUAUGAAGAAAUGUAUGGAAGAAAAGAUCAGCAAUGAAAAAGGGGAUGAUGAACAGGGUAAUAAAGUGAAUAGAAAGAAAGAAAAAGGAAAGGUUACAAUUGAUAUUAAAAAUGAAUUUGUAUGCAGAUGUGGUGCUACUUUUAAGAGACAGGUUCUCUUGACAAGUCACAGGCAGAAAUGUACUUGGAACAUUGAAAGUGAUCACAGCACAGAUGUUAGUGAUGAGGAAAUUCCUUACAAUGAUGACACUGAUGAGGAAAUAGAACCAAAAAGUAGGCAGGAUGGUAACAAAGGCUUUACCAAGAGAGAGAAAGAGGACAAGGGACUUCCAACAAAAGUGGACAAAAAAUUGAAGCAGUUCACAUGUAGCAAAUGUGGAAGGUUAUUUGAGGAUUUCCUUCUGUACAAAGAUCAUUUAAAAGAGCAUAGCAGUAGUCUAACAGAGGUUUGUGAAGAAUGUGGAAUAGUUUUCAGAAGGGCUUCAGCUUUAGCAUUUCAUCAGAAGAUGAAUCACAACAAGUCAAAUGAUGAGUGGUCAUAUGGUUACAGUGAAGAGAGAGAAGUUCAUGUUAAAAGAGAAGUCAUUAGUAGUGAUGAAGAAGAGUUUGAGCAAGUUCAACAUAUUGAAAAGGUGAAUAUAAAGACAGAAGAUACAAGAGCGUCAAAAAUAGAAUGCAGAGGAGACGACCACCACCAAGAAAAAUCUGAAUUGAAUUUAGGAAAAGGAAGGACAGGAUCUGGUGCCAAGGAAGAGAAAAUUGUUCCAAGUGGUAAUACAUAUGCAAGAGAAAAUAACUGUUUAAGUACAAAUCCUACUGUAGAACAGAAGGAAAAGAGAAUGAUCAGAAGAACUAGAAAACCUCUAAAAGAACAUAUUUGCACACUGUGUAGUGAAAUUUUUAAAAGUCAGAUAGACCUGAAUAAGCACACAAAGAUUUGUAAAUUGAUGGAAAGUUCUGUGAAAGUCAAAAGAAAAAAGGACUUGUCUGAAGAUACUUCUUGCAAUAAAAUUGUUACUGAAGUUGAGUGUGAAAAUGAUACAAAGACAACAGAAAUGCAGUAUCCUUGUAAACUGUGUGGUCAGACUUUCACUAGGUCAUCAAAGCUGAAACAUCAUUUGAAUAUGUGGUGCAAAGGUAUGAAAAAGGAAUCUAAAACUUGAUGAAAGCUACAUUUCAAGUAUAUCUGAUAGUACAUUUUAGGUGGCAGGUUGAUUUACUUUUUUUUUUUUUUUUUUUUUUUUUUUAGAUAUUGCUGAAAGAUGUAAUAGUAAUUGUUAUUUUCCUCGGAAGUAAAGAACAUGUUCAAUAUUCUAGUCAUGUCACUACACAGUGGUUGUUUCUGUACUGAAUACAUAUUUUUGCUAAAGCUGAUAUGCAGUUUUAUAUUGAUUUAUUAUAAAACAAGAUAGCAUUAACAUUUUAUGAUAGAUUUUGUAUAUUAUAAAACUAAUUUCCAUAUAUAAGAUUUUUGAAAAAUAUCUUCCAAGCGAUAUGGUAAAAGUUGUAUGUUAUGAUCAUUUUUUAAUGUGUGAUACGGCUUAUUUUAUACAUUUAUGGAAGUUAAUUAAACAAAAAAAAGGAAUUUUAUCAUUUCAUUUAUUCCUAGUUUAUGAAGUAAUCAAAAAUUUUUGUAUGCUUGCAUAUGUUUGUGAAUAAUGUUUAUGUAUGUGUAUAACUCAGUUUGGUUUAUUUUAUGAGGUCAUCAUUAAAUAUUAAUAAUUAUUUAUGUUGCCUAAGCAAGUCACAUUAUAUAGAAGGUUAUGUAUGGAACAAGAGUAUUAAGAUAUUCUCUGAUAUUUCAUGUAUUAGGAAUACCUACCAAAAUCAAGGGCUGUUGGUCCUGUAAAACUAUGUAUGUUAUACAGGAAUAACAGCUAACUUCAUUUACAAGUUUGCUGCCUGCAGUGGCGUUUACUGGCUGGAUGUGGUAACAUUUACAUAAUUCAUACAAACUUACGUUAUCAUGAUCUUCGUUAAGAAGAGUAAACAUGGAAUAUCAAGGAAACAAUAAAGUCCUUUUCUGGAAUAUUCCAGUCAAAAGUCAAUCAGGUAAUAAGCAAAUAAUUUUUACAUUUUUCUUAGAUUUAAUAUCUUCAGAGGAUGCAGUGGAAUGGUUACUUUCAUACUUAUGUUUUGUUUUGUAGUGAGUAAAUACUGAUACCAUGAUUUUAUAUAAAUUGACCAUGAAAUUAGAUUGUAAAGCAUUCCUAUUUUCCAUUUGCAUAAAAAAAUUUCAACGGACAAAUAAAGGAUGGACUGAGAGUGUAUUACACUCAGGGCUGUCGUGAAAGCAGCGUAGAAGGGGGGUGUAAUGUUUUAAAUUUGCCAUAAAAAGGGUGUGGUUAUUGUUAUGGCAAUUAAAAGUUAGUCAAAUCUUAAAAUAAUACAGGUAAUUUACAGCUGUUGUUUAUUACUUGUUUGUAACUUGCUUUUGCUCUUAAUUGGGGAUUGUUUGAAUUUACAGGAAUUUUCCUACUAAUGAUUGUACAUUAGAUAAUGUUUCUUUUUUCCCAGCAUAGCAUUAUUUGUUUUGUGAAAGAAACACAUUCUAACAUCCAUCUGAUUAUUUUAAAAGAUUUUGAUAUGAUUGCCAUUUUAUCUGAAUUAUUCACGACACCUGUUUAGGACCUGAUUACAUUAAUUCAUUUUUGUUGUUAUUCAUAACAGCAUUGAAAUGCUGCAGUACACCACUUUGUUAGAAGCAUUUCUACUGGUGUAAAUUAUAUAGGAAGGCAAGUUUCAUCUUCAUACAUAACACUGAAGUUGAAACAUCCUUUAUAGCACAGAUACAUCUGAUAUCUGUUCAUAAAAAGCAAUUAUAAGUAUAACUUCAGGAAAUAGUAACGAUGGUGGAUGUAUUUUAACAUCUAUUGUCGUUGAUUCAGUACGUAGAUGCAACAGUAUUUGUUCCCAUUAAAGAAAAAAAAACUUUUAAUAAGUCUACUUUACAAACUGGUAAGAUAGAUAUUUUGAAAUUUAGCAAUUAGUAACUGUGCUGGGGCAUUUCUCAGUCUUAUUUGCUAUUGACCAUAGCUGCUCUUGUUGAUAAUUGUAAGUAAUAAAGCUUUUUUUUGCUAAAGAGUUAUAUAAUGUCCAUCUAUUUUUCAUAUAAAUACAUAAUAAUGUUAGCAGUAAUUUGAUUUUUAAUUUUACAUUUGAUUAUUAAUUUUGAUGCACAUUAUCAAAUAGGAAAUUUCUUUCUGGUUUUGGUGCUCUCACUUUUUCCUCAGGUUGCUUCUCACCACAGUUAUCAAAUGUAUUUCAUAAGUGAACAUUUGUAAGAACGCUUGUUCAAACCAUUGAUAGCAGAAGCCUGUCAUAAGUAGUACUUUUCUAUUAAUCUUGUUUACUUAAACAUGGCUUCAUAAAUGCUUAUUCCAUUGAGUCAAUUACUAGACCUUUACUUCAUUCGUUAUAUUGAGGAAUGAGUAAAACCAGUAAUGUUAUGGCAAUGGAUUGGUAUCCGCCAUAGGCUGGUGUCAGUGCCCACAGGUAUGGCUGGUGUGCUGGAGAUUGACGGGGAGAACCGGGGCGGCUUACCCGUCGGCUAAGGCCUGGGUAGGCAUAGUUGCUGCUUGCUAUGUCUUGCU
Molecule: messenger RNA, 7687 nt
Organism: Penaeus vannamei (Pacific white shrimp)
Lineage: Eukaryota; Metazoa; Arthropoda; Malacostraca; Decapoda; Penaeidae
Product: zinc finger protein 91
Biological process (GO): regulation of gene expression
Cellular component (GO): nucleus
Source: RefSeq, a predicted model, not a curated record